Mixia osmundae IAM 14324 is the source of this 4158-nucleotide messenger RNA. RefSeq lists its product as uncharacterized. The transcript has 3 exons. Gene Ontology annotation, cellular component: intracellular anatomical structure. NCBI's taxonomy places the organism in Eukaryota, Fungi, Basidiomycota, Mixiomycetes, Mixiales, Mixiaceae. The record is from RefSeq and is a predicted model, not a curated record. The coding region runs from base 1 to 4158 and encodes 1385 amino acids. Gene Ontology annotation, molecular function: RNA binding; ATP binding.
AUGGGCAAGAGCAAAGAUGCUGCCACGCCCACUGCAGCAGACAAGUCUGCCUUGGCCACACAUGGACCCCAAGGACGCAAAGCCCGUGCACACAUUGUCUCCUCCGGCAAUUCGCAAAAGCCUGCACCAGCAAUCGACACAUCCAAGCAGGUCUUUCCCGGUCAUACGGGCAAGCUGCCCCUCAAUCUGCUCAGAGAACGUUGCAACAAGCUCGGCUGGUCUGCGGAAGUCGAAGCGCAACGACUUGGGAAGGACAGAUGGACUUGCAAAUGCGUCCUCAAGCGUAGAAAUCUCAAAUCGGGUGCGAUGGACGAAGUCAUUCUCAAACCUCCCAGCUCGAUAGAGAGCGAGAUACGUCUGCCAGACUGCGGCUCUGCGGCUGAAGCGAGACAACUCGGUUCUGUGUAUGCCUUGUACAGGUUCAGCAACUCGCUCAGGCUGGAACUGCAAAUGCCUCCGACUUGUCGAGACUAUUGGCGUAAAUUGGAAGCCGAGAAAAAGGCGAGCCCGAAGAACAAAGCAUGGCUAUGGGCAGAAGACCCUUUCCAGGCUGCAUCGAAUGCCCCCGCGCCGCGCAUAGAAGAGCCUGCUUCCUCUGGUCAAAGCACACCCUCUCGCGAGAUAGCCAAGCCUGUUGCCUUGAGCAAAGGAUGGCAAGAGGCACCCGAAGUACGCAUGUCGAGCGACCUUCGAGAGCUUGUAGAGACCACAAUAAGAGACCUCUUGCCCGUGUACCCCGAAGCCGCCCUGCCAUCCAACGAGGACGACACGAGCUCUGUCGCCUUGACCUCAGAGGAGCAACACGUCCUGGCAAGAUGUACAGCCCAGGGGUUUCGUCAAGGGCAUUCAGAGAAAGCUCUGGUCUUCUUGCGUCAGUCGGCAGACCACUCGACCGCUCAGGACCCCAUCGUUCGCUCGCUCCUAGCUCUGCCAUUGCAGCAGGCAGUCGAGCAAUAUUUGCAGAUCCACAUCAGCGAAGACGAUCUGCCUGCGCAUCUCAGGCAUAGAAAACCAGCAGAUGCCAAUGCGAGAGUCAUCAGCUCUGCCAGCGACAGUGACGCUCUCAAGGAGUCCUGGGCGAUCGACCGUAUUGUCGCCCUUGGCUUUCCCCGACCUGCUGCUGAGGAAGCAUACCGAAGCGCCGAGCAGCAUUCUGGGCUGGCAAUUGAUCUGCUCUUGCGCCGGUUGGCCUUUGAUGAGACUGAUCCGGCUUGGGGUCAGCACUCGUUGCUCGAUACACAUCACGGCGAUUUGGGCGAGAUGAAGGAACGAAGAGAGGAGGAAGUGCUCGCACUGGAAGCGAUAUAUGGCUCUCGCUUUCGCUGGCUCGACGAUGACUCCUUCGCAAUCGCAAUGGAUAGCGAAACUGAUCGAGCGCCUGCUCUCCGCAUCGAUCUACACGACAGAUCACGAUACCCGAGCAUGUGCGAAGAGUGUGUUGCUCUUCCUACCAUGAUCGUUACAUCAGACGAUGCACCGCCUUAUAUCGUUCUACAUCUUACUGCGACGCUGCUGAGAGCAUGUAAAGAACGAGAAGAUCUGGCCGGCAUUGUUCAGGCCGGUCAAGGAGGCCUCAUCAGCGAACUCGUCGAGCUUCUAUCGACGAUCUGGGAACGUGUCUCGUCACAUCCUCCAGAUUUCAGGGCCGUCUUACGGCCUCUCGUUGCUGAAAGUGCCAACAUCACUCGAGCUAGCACACCUCAGCCUCAACCGAACGGAAAGCCAACUAAGCGCACGAGGCAAUAUAGACCUGUCCAAGCUGGCGAUAGUGCAGCGCUUCAACGCGAAUACGAAAGCUGCAUUGCGGGUGCAGCGUACAAGAAGAUGCUCGAAUCGCGCAAGAAAUUGCCAGCUUGGUCGAUGCAACAAGACAUCAUCGAUCUCGUCACUUCUCACCGUGUUUCGAUCGUCAUGGGCGAAACCGGCUCAGGCAAGACGACUCAGGUCCCUACGUUCAUACUCGACAAAGCUCUGAGCACUGGCAAAGGCGGCACUUGCUCGAUCAUUGUUACUCAGCCUCGUCGAGUCAGUGCAAUCUCUGUUGCUACUCGAGUUGCUCAGGAGCGAGCCGAGACGAUCAACUCGCCCCAUCUUGUCGGCUAUACCAUCCGAGGCGAGCGCAAAGCCUCGCCGAACUGUCGAUUGAUGUUUGUCACGACAGGCGUGCUCCUGCGCAGACUUGCAAACGAUCCCCAAUUGGCCGGCGUCUCUCAUGUCGUUGUAGAUGAAGUGCACGAAAGAUCGCUCGAUUCGGACUUGCUCCUACUCGAGCUGAAGCACCUGCUUGCAUCGAAUAAGCACAUCAAAAUCGUCCUCAUGUCUGCCACCGUCGAUCAGGCACUUUUUGCUGGCUACUUCAACGGUGCGCCCUGCAUCUCAUUGCAAGGUCUGGCGUAUCCUGUUCAAGACUUCUACCUUGAAGACUAUCUGCCGACUCUGGGCUAUGUUGCGCCUAGCACGAAGCCUUCACGCAAGUACUCGGCUGAAGAGAUCGCGCGUAUCGAGGGUAGCUUCAAGGAGCAUGGCGUUACUGAACCUGCACACAUCAGCACACUCGCUAUGCUCACGCGAUCUGGCAAGAUUGACUAUGGUCUCAUCGAAGCUUUANUCUCGAGAUUGCUCAUCGAUACAGAUGAUGGGGCGAUCUUGAUCUUCAUGACGGGUGUAGCAGAGAUUGCCAGACUGUGCGAGCUCCUACGUUCCACCCAGACAACUUCGACACUGAUCUUGCCAUUACAUUCGAAUCUGUCAAAUUCAGAUCAAGGUCGCGUAUUUGUCGUGCCGCCAAAGGGCACACGCAAGAUCGUCGUUGCGACCAAUAUUGCCGAGACCUCAAUUACAAUUCCUGAUGUCGUCUAUGUCAUCGACAGCGGACGAGUCAAGGAGAACGCAUUCGAUCCGCAAUCUGGCCUGACUCGCCUCGUCGAACAAAUGACAUCGAAAGCAUCGUCCAAACAGAGACGUGGUCGUGCUGGUCGUGUACAGGCCGGCCAAUGCUACAAGCUCUUCUCGCGUUACACUGAACAAGAAAUGGCUGAUCAUGCGUUACCGGAGAUGCUACGCACACCUUUGGACAGCAUCGUGCUGGGCGUGAUGGCCGUGCGCGAACAUGUCGACCCUCGCAAAUACCUCUCGCAAGCCAUUUCGCCUCCCAGUACGGCAGCGAUCGAUCAAGCUUGGAACACUUUGCUCUCACUCGGUGCGAUUACUGGCAAGGGAAAAGAUGCUCGCAUCACGCCGCUGGGACGACAUCUCUCGCUCAUUCCGGUCGACCUAAAGCUUGGGAAGAUGCUCGUCCUCGGUUCAAUCUUCCGAUGUAUCGAGCCUGUCGUCACCGGCGUGGCCUGCCUUGCUUCGAAGCCGCUCUUCUUGAACAAUCCGGAAACACGUGAUGAGGCACAGCAAGCCAGACAACGAUUUGCCAAGGAGAGAUCAGAUGUACUAACGAGCAUUGCCGCAUUCAACGCCUGCAAGCAACUCAAAGGUCGAUCUGCGCUGCAAAGGUAUUGCUCCGAGACCUUCAUCUCUGCUUCUGCAGUGAUGGAUAUCGAGAUGCUUCAGCGAGAAUUCAUGACCAGUCUCGAGCAAUCGGGCAUCAUUUCAGGCCGCAACGAUCUCAAUGCUAAUGCAGAGUCUCUGAAUCUCGUCAAAGCUAUCCUUUUCGCAGGUACUGGCAAUCUUGCUCGUGUGCAACUGCCGGAUGCCAAGUAUAUUGCCGCCUCGUCAGGCAAUGUCAGAGCAGACCACGAGGCAAGAGAAGUCAAAUUCUUUGACGAGACCGGCCGAGUGUUCAUCCAUCCCGGUAGUACGCUCUUUGGCGAUCCGAAGCUGCAUCACUUUGUCACAUACUUCUCAAAAGCGCUGACGACCAAGCCUUUCAUCAGAGAUGUCACAGAGAUACCGCUGUAUGCUGUCCUGCUCUUCGGUGGAGAGAUAGAGGUGGAUUUCGCCAGAGGAGGAUUGAAGAUCAUUACGCAAGGCAAGUCCGACGCAUGGGUGAGGAUGCGAGCAUGGGGUCGGAUUGGCAUACUCGCUACUCAGCUCAAGAGGCUACUAGACGCAGAGCUGGACGCAAUGAUAGAAUCACCGGAGUCACAUGCGAGCGAGAGCAGUGUAAUCUAUGCGCUGCUCCGACUGCUUCAGAGCGAUGGGCGCUGA